UCGACGCACAGGUCGUGCCCGCGGCGGUUCGCAAGGAUGGAAAAUACAUGCAAGAUGCCUAAAAGAUUGCCGUGGCUUGGCGUACUUGUGUUGGCGUCUGUUUUGCUUGUAGUGGACAGCAAGAGAGCCAGGCAGCCUCGCUGUCCCUCAUCAUGUACAUGUACCAAAGACAACGCGCUGUGCGAAAGCGCAGGACUGAUCCCUCGCAGCUUUCCCACUGAUGUCAUAUCACUAUCUUUCGUCAAGUCUGAUUUCACUGAAAUCCCAAAGGAAAGCUUCAUCCACACGCCUGCCCUGCAUCUCAUCCUCUUCACAGCCAACAACCUGGAAUCUAUAAACGAAGAUGCUUUUCUUGGUCUUCCUCAUCUGGAGUAUCUAUUCAUCGAAAACAACCAAAUCAAAUCGAUAUCACCGCAUGCUUUCCGUGGACUGAAAACCUUAGUGCAUCUGAGUCUGGCUUAUAAUAAUCUUGAGACUCUGCCCAAAGAUUUGUUUAAGGGUCUUGAGGCCUUGACCAAAGUUGACCUGAGAGGGAACCAGUUCAUUUGUGACUGUAAGCUGAAGUGGCUGGUUGAGUGGAUUUACAGUACCAAUGCAACCGUGGACCAGAUUUACUGUAAAGGCCCAACCUCACAGCUGGACAAGAAAAUCAAUGAUCUGGUGCCACAGUCCUUCGAUUGCAUCACCACAGAGUUUGCUUCCUAUCAGUCCCUGAAGUUCGAAUCCAUAUCUGUGGAAGCAUUUUCCUUUGGGAGUGACCAGUAUGUGGUGUUUGCUCAGCCAUUCAUUGGGAAAUGCAGCUUUCUGGAGUGGGAUCAUGUGGAGAUGGUCUUCAGAAACUUUGACGAUAUUGACAGCACAUCCACAGUGAUCUGCAAACCUCUGGUGAUUGAUAACCAGCUCUUUAUCAUUGUGGCUCAGCUGUUUGGUGGCUCACACAUCUAUAAGCGUGACACUUCUGCCAACAAAUUCAUUAAGCUCCAGGGUAUUGACAUUCUCACAAUCCGCAAACCAAACGAUGUUGAAACUUUCCGCAUUGAUGGUGAAUCCUUCUUCGUGAUGGCGGACAGCUCCAAGGCUGGUUCCACCACCAUCUACAAGUGGAACGGGAAUGGUUUCUACUCUCACCAGUCACUCCACCCGUGGUACAGGGACACAGACGUUGAGUACAUGGAGAUCUCCUCCAAACCUCACCUGAUCCUUUCCAGCAGCUCCCAGAGGCCUGUCAUCUACCAAUGGAACAAAAGCACCAAGAAGUUUGACCGACGCACGGACAUCCCGGAGAUGGAGGAUGUCUAUGCCGUGAAGCAUUUCCAGGUCAAAUCUGACCUCUACAUCUGUCUGACCCGCUUCAUUGGCGACUCCAAAGUGAUGCGCUGGGAUGGGGCCCUCUUUCGAGAGAUGCAGACCAUGCCCUCUCGUGGCUCCAUGGUUUUCCAGCCCUUCCCUGUGGGCAACUGGCAGUACGCCAUUCUGGGCAGCGAUUACUCUUUCACCCAGGUGUACCGCUGGGAUGCCAAGAAGGGUGAGUUUGUCCACUUCCAGGAGCUGAACAUCCAGGCACCAAGGGCCUUCUCUCCAGUCUCCAUAGAUAAUCGGCAGUUCCUGCUGGCCUCCAGUUUCAAAGGGAAAACUCAGAUUUAUGAGCACCUGGUUAUUGAUCUGAGCAACUGAAAGAUUGUUUUCUUGACUAGGAUUUCCAUUAUUUGAGUGUUUUUUGGUGUUUGAAAUUGGUUGUUGCAACAGGUACGGUGCUGAACACUGAGAGGGAUUAUCAGUUGAUCCUAACUUGAGA
Scomber japonicus (chub mackerel) is the source of this 1795-nucleotide messenger RNA. RefSeq names its product leucine-rich glioma-inactivated protein 1-like. Lineage: Eukaryota; Metazoa; Chordata; Actinopteri; Scombriformes; Scombridae. The record is from RefSeq and is a predicted model, not a curated record. The coding region runs from base 37 to 1674 and encodes 545 amino acids. Gene Ontology annotation, molecular function: protein binding. Gene Ontology annotation, biological process: myelination. The transcript has 8 exons.